AUGAGCAAAUCUAAAGUAUCAGCAGAAUGGAAAAAGAGAGUGAAAUCAGAAUAUAUGCGGCUUCGGCAAGCAAAGAGAUUCAAGCGGGCUGAUGAGGUGAAGGUGGCAUGGGCUCGGAACUUGAGGCUCAUGUCGGAGUCCGUUGAAAUGCGUGACAAUGAAUGCUUGGAGCGUGGGAGAAGACCUUUCUGGCCUCCACCAGCACCGACACCCAGCCACGAGAGCCUCAUGAAACGUGCUGAAGUUUCUUGUACAGAUGCAUCCGGAGUAGUAACAACUCAGCAAGUACCGAUUCGGAUCAUUAACUCUGUGAAUCCGAUCCCUACUAUGUACACCUGGGCUCCGACACAGAAAAACUUUAUGGUGGAGGACGAGACUGUGCUGCACAAUAUUCCCUACAUGGGAGACGAAGUACUGGACCAGGAUGGUACAUUCAUCGAGGAGCUCAUAAAGAACUACGAUGGGAAAGUGCAUGGUGAUAAAGAAGGUGGUUUUAUUGACGACCAGCUGUUUGUGGACCUGGUGCAUGCUUUGGUGGCCUUCCAGACUGGAGAUGAGGUGGCCGAGGAGAGGAAGGAGAGGGAGUUGAGGAGAUCUAAAGAAGAUAAGGAGAAAGAAUCAUCGAGUGAGGUGAAAGAUAAAGAAGAGUUCAAGGAAGGCGACAAGUCGCUGGUGUACAAUGAGAAGCAGUUCCCAAUCUUCACUAUAUUCCAGGCCAUCAGUUCACACUUCCCCGACAAGGGCACAGCACAGGAACUCAGAGAAAAGUACGUGGAGUUAACGUCUCGCGCGGAUCCGCUGGCUCUGCCCCCCUCUUGCACUCCGAACAUAGAUGGACCUCAUGCGGAGUGUGUAUCUCGAGAUCAGACCAUGCACUCCUUCCAUACAUUGUUCUGUCGACGGUGCUUCAAGUACGACUGCUUCCUGCACCGAAGUCAGGCCACAGGGCUGCAGGCGUGUCACCCUCGACCCAACCUGUCCAAGAGGAAGGGCCCCGACCUCAAGCCCUUCUCGGAGCCCUGUGGAGCCAGCUGCUAUAUGUUACUGGAGGGGAUGAAGGAGAAGUUAGCUCGCGAGCAGGCAGCGGCCGGCGGGGAGGGGAGGGAGGGGAGGGACCGCGCGCUCGACUCACCCAACGACGCCUCCUCCGAGGACAGCAACGACAGCAACCGGUACCAGAAAGGCAGCAACAGUAACUCUAGCAACAGCAACUGGAGCGCCCUCUGCAGCAAGCAGCCGCAGGACCACACGGACGCGCCCUACAACGUACUGGGUCUAACAGUAGGCGACAUAGAGUCGGAGUGGACGGGGUCGGACCAGUCUCUGUUCCGCGCGCUCCACAAGGUGUUUCCCUCCAACUACUGCGCCAUCGCUCAGCUCAUGCUGUCCAAGACUUGCCAACAGGUGUACACGUACUGGAUCCGCACCGGCCAGGAACAGUGUCGCGUGGAGGCCGAGCUGACCCCGCCCAGGAAGAAGAAGAAGAAACACCGGCUGUGGUCCGUGCACUGCCGCAAGAUACAGCUCAAGAAGGACUCCGCCUCGCACCACGUCUACAACUACACUCCGUGUGACCACCCCAACCAGCCGUGUGACAGCUUGUGUCCGUGUCUACAGUCACAAAACUUCUGCGAGAAAUUCUGUCAAUGUAGCAGCGACUGUCAGAACCGUUUCCCCGGUUGUCGCUGCAAGGCCCAGUGUAACACCAAGCAGUGUCCGUGCUACCUCGGCGUAAGGGAGUGUGACCCCGACCUGUGCACGGCGUGCGGCGCCGACGCCCCCUCGCCCGCCGCCCCGCGCGCGCCCCUCUACUGCAGGAACGUGUCCGUGCAGCGAGGUCUCCACAAGCACUUGCUGUUGGCUCCGUCGGAUGUGGCGGGCUGGGGCAUCUUCUUGAAGGAGGCCGCUCACAAGAAUGAGUUCAUCUCGGAGUACUGCGGCGAGGUGAUCUCUCAAGACGAGGCCGACCGCCGCGGGAAGGUCUACGACAAAUACAUGUGCUCCUUCCUCUUCAAUCUCAACAACGACUUCGUAGUGGACGCGACUCGUAAGGGUAAUAAGAUAAGGUUCGCGAACCACUCUAUAAACCCGAACUGCUACGCCAAGGUCAUGAUGGUGAACGGAGACCAUCGCAUCGGCAUCUUCGCCAAGAGAGCCAUACAACCUGGAGAGGAACUGUUCUUUGACUACAGAUAUGGACCAACUGAACAAUUGAAGUUUGUAGGAAUUGAAAGGGAGAUGGAGUUUUUAUGA
Molecule: messenger RNA, 2253 nt
Organism: Danaus chrysippus (African queen)
Lineage: Eukaryota; Metazoa; Arthropoda; Insecta; Lepidoptera; Nymphalidae
Source: the annotation of a GenBank genome assembly